AUGGCAACUUCCAUGACCUAUCUUUUUCUUACCGUCUUUCUUGUGGCCGCCCACACGGCCUUCGCCGAAACAACCAUGCUUCAAGAUCUUUGCGUUGCUGAUCUUAAAGGUCCGAAAGUCAACGGGUACCCAUGCAAAGACCCAUCACAAAUAACACCAGAGGACUUCUACUUCGUAGGCAUAGCCCAAGCUGCAUCCACCAGCAACUCCUCAAUGGGGUCAACUGUGACAGGAGCCAACGUUGAGAAAAUCCCUGGCCUUAACACCAUGGGUGUCUCUAUCUCUAGGAUCGACUACUCACCAGGCGGACUCAACCCGCCGCAUCUUCACCCCCGUGCCUCCGAAGCUAUCUUCGUCCUCGAAGGCCGUAUCUUUGUCGGUUUCUUGACGACCACGGGAAAGCUCAUCUCCAAAUACCUCAACAAAGGAGAUGUCUUCGUCUUCCCUAGAGCUCUCCUCCAUUUCCAACAGAACCCUAACAACGCUCCUGCUUCCGUCAUCGCUGCUUUCGAUAGUCAGCUUCCAGGGACUCAAGUCGUUGGACCGUCUCUGUUUGGCUCUAACCCUCCCAUUCCUGAUGAAUUGCUUGCCAAGGCUUUCGGCAUGGGACCACAAGAGAUUCAGAAGGUUAAGGGCAAAUUCCCACCCAAGAAAUGA
Messenger RNA from Microthlaspi erraticum, 657 nucleotides. Lineage: Eukaryota; Viridiplantae; Streptophyta; Magnoliopsida; Brassicales; Brassicaceae. The record is from the annotation of a GenBank genome assembly.